AUGCAGUUCUCUCACGCUCUGAUUGCCCUCGUUGCCGCCAGCCUGGCCAACGCUCAGCUCCCCGAUGUCCCCUCGUGCUCGCUCAACUGCUUCGUCACCGCUCUGACCACUGAUGGUUGCAGCGCGUUGACCGACUUUGCCUGCCAUUGCCAGAAGACCUCGUUGGUCAGCAGCAUCACUCCUUGCGUCCAGAAGGCCUGUGAGGUCGCCGACCAGAUCUCCGUCUCCAACGCCGUCGUCGCCCAGUGCUCUUCCGCCGGCCACCCCAUCUCCGUUCCUCCCAUCGAGACCGCCACCUCGGAGAGCUCUACCACCUCCAAGAGCUCUGCCACCGAGACCAGCUCUGGCUCUGAGACCACUGCCACUAGCUCGGACUCUUCCAGCGCCUCGAGCUCUGCCUCUGGCUCCAGCUCUGCCACUGGUGGUGCCACCACCCCUGCUGCCACCCCCUCCGGCUCCGGAGCUGCUGGCUCUACCCCGGCUGGAACUUCCACCCCUCUGGCCACUGGCACCAAGACCAGCGGUGGAUCCGGCGGCUCUGGCGCUGCCACCACCUCCCCCGCUUUCAACGGUGCCGCCGGCGUCAAGGGUAACAUGGCUGGUGUUGCUGCCAUUGCUGCUGCCGCUGCCUACAUCCUGUAA
Penicillium manginii is the source of this 642-nucleotide messenger RNA. Its product is annotated as CFEM domain-containing protein. The record is from RefSeq and is a predicted model, not a curated record. NCBI's taxonomy places the organism in Eukaryota, Fungi, Ascomycota, Eurotiomycetes, Eurotiales, Aspergillaceae. The coding region runs from base 1 to 642 and encodes 213 amino acids. The transcript has 3 exons.